This is a messenger RNA of Seminavis robusta, 1293 nucleotides long. The record is from the annotation of a GenBank genome assembly. NCBI's taxonomy places the organism in Eukaryota, Bacillariophyta, Bacillariophyceae, Naviculales, Naviculaceae.
AUGGCAGAUUCCAACAAUGCCAGAAGAACCAUGGAAUUAGAGCUUGGAGAUACCGAUGAACUUCGCUCAGCAAAGGAAAGGCUGAAGAAAGCUCGACAAAGAGGAGGCAGCAACUUGAUACUCAAAGUCACAAGUCAUCGCUUCGCCGCCUGGGAAGACAGCUUUGCCCAGCACUUCUUUCAAGAGUUGAGCUCGACUCCUCAGCUGCAGCAGCUUGACAUGGAGAUAAGGAUGCACAGCAUCUCCAGCAGCUUAGUAGCUGCAACAAUUCAGAAUUCCCGAAACACCCUCCGAAGUCUAAAAUUGUGCCGGAACACGUUUGUUGGUGAAGUAGGUGGUCUGUGUCAAGCUCUGCACCGCCAUCCAUCCCUAGAAACUGCGUGCUUGCGAGAAAACUGCUUCAAAGAGAACGAAACCAUGCCUCAUCAAAGGGAAAAAUUGGUGGCGGUUGUGGAUGCCCUGACCACCUGCUCUAUGUUGCAAUCGUUGGAACUCAAGACAGUUUCCAACCAAAACAAGAGCUUGACCAAACGAGGUGCCAAAAUCCAUGGGAUUUCCGUGUCACGAUUAUGCUCCAUGCCAAACUUGUCCCAUGUAUCUUUACAGAUCAAACCAUCCUCUCUUGUGCAAAGCAUCUGCCAUCAGUUGUGCGGCAACAUCAGUGUGACCCAACUGGAUGUGGAUGUUUCCGUUUUCAAACACGACAAAAUGAUGCUGGCAGUGGAAGCGGUUGCCAUGCUGGUGAGGGCAAAUAGACCUGGAUUGGAGAGUCUAGCUAUUGGCGUCACCUGUGAAGGGGGUCUGUCUCCGAUCAUUCAGGCGUUGCAUACCAAUGACAGUCUCAAAACAUUGAAAGUAGCCAUGAACGGGAUACGCCACUUUAGUUUUGGCAUGCUGCCACAGCAAACUACCGAUGCUAUUUCCACAAUGCUGCAACACAACUAUGUGCUGGAGCAGAUACAAGCAUCAAACAGUAAUGACGAAGCAACCGUAGAUACUUGGAGUGACCCUUCAAUUCCAUUCUAUCUGAAGCUCAACCGAGCCGGAAGGGGAAGACUCUUGCGUGGGGCGAGUUCCAGAGAGGAUUGGAUCGGGUGUUGCAAAGAGGAUUGGAUUGACACUAUCAUUGCGAAUCGUGAGGAUACAAGUGUGGUGUUUUACUUUUUGUCCAAGAAUCCUUUGUUGCUAUCAAGUGAUGACGUCGGUAGUAGCACUGACAAUACCGGUACAGAGGAACUGCAGGUACUAGCACGCCCCUUCAAGAGGCCAAGGCUGUUGGCCAGUCUUGACUAG